Molecule: messenger RNA, 1539 nt
Organism: Salarias fasciatus (jewelled blenny)
Lineage: Eukaryota; Metazoa; Chordata; Actinopteri; Blenniiformes; Blenniidae
Product: pancreatic alpha-amylase-like
Exons: 9
Coding region: 1-1539 (512 amino acids)
Biological process (GO): carbohydrate metabolic process
Molecular function (GO): alpha-amylase activity; cation binding
Source: RefSeq, a predicted model, not a curated record
AUGAAGUGGGUCAUUUUGGUGGCACUUUUCGGGCUUGGGUUCGCCCAGCACAACGCUCACCUCAGGAGCGGACGCACCUCCAUCGUCCACCUGUUCGAGUGGCGCUGGACCGACAUUGCUGCAGAGUGUGAGCGCUUCCUGGGGCCAAAGGGCUUCGGUGGUGUUCAGAUCUCUCCUCCCAAUGAGCACAUUGUGUUGGACAGCCCCUGGAGGCCCUGGUGGCAGAGAUACCAGCCAAUCAGCUACAAACUGGUCUCCAGAUCGGGAACUGAGGCCCAGCUGCAAGACAUGAUCACCAGAUGCAACAACGCCGGGGUCAACGUCUACGUGGACGCUGUCAUCAACCACAUGUGUGGAGCUGGUGGUGGAGAGGGAACCCACUCCUCAAGCAACAGCUGGUUCAGCGCGACCAAAAAGGACUUCCCUGCUGUCCCCUACUCCAGCUGGGACUUCAACGACGGCAAGUGCUCCACGGGCAGCGGCAACAUUGAGAACUACAGUGACGCCAACCAGGUGCGUAACUGCCGCCUGGUGGGUCUGCUGGACCUCGCCCUGGAAAAGGACUACGUCAGGGGUAAGGUGGCCGAAUACAUGAACAAGCUGAUCAGCAUGGGUGUGGCUGGCUUCAGAGUGGACGCCUGUAAACACAUGUGGCCCGGCGAUCUGUCUGCCAUCUACGGCCGCCUGAACAACCUCAACACCAAGUGGUUCAGUAGUGGAUCCAGACCCUUCAUCUUCCAGGAGGUUAUCGAUCUGGGAGGCGAGGCUAUCGGAUCCAGAGAGUACACCGGUCUGGGAAGAGUCACAGAGUUCAAAUAUGGUGCUGAACUGGGAAAUGUCAUCAGGAAGUGGUCAGGGCAGAAGCUGUCUUACGCCAAGAACUGGGGAGAAGGAUGGGGCUUCAUGUCCAGUGGCAACGCCGUCGUCUUUGUUGACAACCAUGACAAUCAGAGAGGACACGGUGCUGGCGGAGCGUCCAUUGUCACCUUCUGGGACGCCAAACUCCACAAGAUGGCUGUGGCCUUCAUGUUGGCUCACCCGUACGGACAGACCAGGGUCAUGUCAAGCUACAGCUGGAACCGCAACUUCGUGAACGGAAAAGAUCAGAAUGACUGGAUCGGUCCUCCUAGCAACAGCGAUGGAUCCACCAAGUCUGUUACCAUCAACUCUGACCAGACUUGUGGAAACGGAUGGAUUUGUGAGCACAGAUGGCGUCAGAUCACGAACAUGGUCGCUUUCCGUAACGCGGUCAACGGAGAGUCUCUCGUCAACUGGUGGGACAACGGGAACAAUCAGGUUGCCUUUGGACGUGGCAAACGUGGUUUCAUUGUCUUCAACAACGAUACCUGGAACCUGGACACCACCCUGAGCACUGGUCUGCCCAGCGGUACUUACUGCGACGUCAUUUCCGGCCAGAAGGAAGGAAGCAGAUGCACCGGCAAGCAGAUCACUGUCGGAAGUGAUGGACGUGCUCGCUUCACCAUCAGCAGCAGCGCUGAGGAUCCCUUCAUUGCUAUCCACGUCAGUGCCAAGCUGUAA